AUGGCCAAGUUGUGGGAGGUAACUCAAUUCAAUGUGAGGACGAGUGCCAGAGACAGCACGUCGGACAGCCUUUUUGCAAAUGGCCAGAUGCAGGUGAAGGUGAUUGUGUCUAUCAAAGCUUUCUUGCUAGACCCAGACGAAAACGGAAACUCAGAUUACCAGUUGACCAAGGCUGAGCUCGAGGGCAUCAAGUUGAUCAAUUAUUAUUCGAGGAAUGAGUUGACGGGAAGGUGGACCUACUCUACUACCGAGAAUGGGUUUGCCCACGUACUGCCUCGCGCUGGAGCCCCAGUCGAUCCCAUCGCCGAUGGCACACAAACUAUCGGCUUCUGGGUUUCCUCUACCCAGAUCACAAACGAAAAUAUCGCCGCCCAAAUCAGCCAGCCGGGCAAGGACAAGCCAACCACCGUCACCACUACCGGUGGUAUUUUCGAUUCCAUGGUCACACUCGAGGCUAUUCAGCCGGUUACCUAUACGACAGACAACGUCUCCUUCACCCGAGAGGACACGGCCGAGGGGACAUGGCGAAUCCAGACCGGGUCCAACAGCAGUACAUAUCGUUGGGAUCAGGAUAACUACUAUGUUUCCUCCCAUGAUUAUCCCUUCUUGAAAGUGGAUCGUCACCAGGUUGACACCACCGGGAAUGACAACGGCGUUGUGAGAUCGAGUGAUAUGCAGGACUCUUUUGCUUACCUCAAAGCGGGCAAAAAUGACAUUUCUAUAUUCUACAUGUUCGACGUGGGAAAGGAAAUGACCGUGAGACGCGGUCUUUACACCUGGAGUGGUUCCACCACAUAUUACAGAUACGCGCAAAUCAAGGUCAAUCAGCGAGUGAAUGCCUUGUGUCUUACCCGUCUGCUUUUCUUUAGCGGGUACACAAGUUGGUGGAAUAACUGGGACGCGAAUGCUUGGUUCACCAUAUAUGAUUUGUAUGGAAACCACGGCCACUUUUCGGUACGAACGGAAGGACAGAAUACGCUCUCUUUUACGUCCCGGAAUGUUAGAUCCCCGGCUGAGGGUACCUCGGUCGGACGCACGGUGAAAAUCUGA
Messenger RNA from Aspergillus steynii IBT 23096, 1050 nucleotides. RefSeq lists its product as uncharacterized. The transcript has a single exon. Lineage: Eukaryota; Fungi; Ascomycota; Eurotiomycetes; Eurotiales; Aspergillaceae. Bases 1 to 1050 code for a protein of 349 amino acids. The record is from RefSeq and is a predicted model, not a curated record.